GUCCAGCAGGAGGCUGCAGCUCUCAGCGAAAAAGAAGGAGAAGAAGAAGAAGAAGAAGAAGGAGAAGAAGAAGAAGGCGGAAGUGAGGGUGACUUGCGGCAGAACUUUCUCCUCCAACAUGGCCGACCAAUGGCAGAGCUCCAUGGAUCACGCUGUGGCCAUCGCACGACGAGCUGGAGAGGUGGUGAGGGAGGCUCUGCUGGACGACAGGGCGGUGAUGACCAAGAGUUCGUCGGUUGACUUGGUGACUCAAACGGACCAGAAGGUGGAGCAGCUCAUCAUCCAAUCAGUGAAGGAGAAAUUCCCCACACACAGGUUCAUCGGGGAGGAGUCUGUGGCUGCAGGUGAGUCCUGUGUUCUGACCGACUGUCCCACCUGGAUCAUCGACCCCAUCGAUGGAACCACCAACUUUGUUCAUGCGUUUCCCUUUGUUGCUGUUUCCAUCGGGUUCUCCGUCAACAAACAGGUAGAGUUUGGUGUCGUCUACAGCUGUCUGGAAGACAAGAUGUUCACCGCCAGGAGGGGGAAGGGAGCGUUCUGCAACGGACAACCGCUGGAGGUUUCUGAGCAGAAAGACAUCCAGCAGUCCAUCGUGGCCACAGAGUUCGGAUCCAGCAGAGCCCCCGAAGCCGUGGACAGAAUCUUCUGCAGCCUGAAGAACGUCCUGAGCAUUCCGGUUCACGGGCUACGAGGAGCAGGAACUGCAGCCAUCAACAUGUGUCUGGUGGCGUCCGGCUGCGUCGAGGCGUACUAUGAGAUCGGGAUCCACGUUUGGGACGUGGCUGCCGGAUCGCUGAUCGUCUGCGAGGCCGGAGGGGUUCUGAUGGACGUGGAGGGUAACGGUCCGGACGCUAACACUUCCUGUUUACCUGCCAGAUGUGUCUCUGACGGCUGUCUGUGUGCAGGAGGGGAGGUGGACCUGAUGUCCAGGAGGAUCAUCGCUGCCAACAGCAGGACCAUCGCCGAGCGGCUGGUCAGAGAGAUCGCCCCCUUCAGGCCGCCCAGAGACGACGCCCCGCCACCCAAUUAGUGAAGAGCUGCAGAGCAUGCUGGGAAAAAGAGCUCUGGCUUCAUUUGUAACGUUUGUAAUAAAUAGUUUGUGAUAAAAACA
This is a messenger RNA of Acanthochromis polyacanthus (spiny chromis), 1111 nucleotides long. Its product is annotated as inositol monophosphatase 1-like. Gene Ontology annotation, molecular function: inositol monophosphate 1-phosphatase activity. Bases 119 to 1030 code for a protein of 303 amino acids. NCBI's taxonomy places the organism in Eukaryota, Metazoa, Chordata, Actinopteri, Pomacentridae. The record is from RefSeq and is a predicted model, not a curated record. Gene Ontology annotation, biological process: signal transduction; inositol metabolic process; phosphatidylinositol phosphate biosynthetic process. The transcript has 8 exons.